AUGGCGACCAAGCUGUGCUGUACAGCGGAGCAAGACCAUUGUUCGGAAUCGCCUGAGCUGCCCAAUGCCCGCCUCAGCCAACUCACACCAGCGAACCGCCCACUUCUACCCAAAAGUACUGGCUCACCCGGCUCACGCUUUACUAGUGCUCGUUCUGAAGACCUCCACGAGCUUCGAGAAAUCUUUCACAAUGCGCAGGCCUCUGACCAAGAUCGAGCUAUGCCGAUGCGGGCUCUUCGUGCGCGAUUCAGUCGCCCCUCAAUGCAUAGCAUCCGAAGCCUACACAAGAUGACCAGUAUGCGCUCUCUUAUCAGGCGGAAGUUUUCGAAAGAGCUUCCGGAAAAGGCUUCAGGUGUGUCAUCAGCGCACACCCAGCCAAAACAGAAUAGCAUCACGUCGAUUCCCGACACCGUAGUGAAGCAGCUGAAGGACUCAAAUCAGCAGCUUCGGAUCACAAAGCAUGACCUACGCAAGGACCUACUAAGUGACAAGAAGCCCGAUGAGGGUGGAUAUGAUUCAGACGCUAAAGUCUUGGACGACAUUGCAAAGAACAUCGGCAAGAAACCGCUAAGCAAGAGGCCAAGCAUCCGCAGUGUCGACUGGACAACUACUACAGGAAGGCAAGGCCGCAUCAGUGCCGAGCUCAAGCGCGACCUCUACCCUUACAGCGUUGAUAAACUCCAAGCCGCUUCCGUCUCGAACCGUGUCACUCAGGUGUUCAGUACGCCCGAUCUACGGUCGAGUACAUCUGGUGAGCGGAAUCGCAAAGUGAGGCGGUCGCAUUCGGCUACGUCCAUGGGUUUACCGAAACCGUCCCCGAUCUCGCCGUUGCGGUUACCGAGUCUUACCAACCACGACUCAUUUGGUAUGCCGUGGUCUGAGGUGAUGCAUAAGAGUCUUCGUCUUUCGCAGUUUCCUAUACCUCCACAGCAUAUUAAUACUGUAGCAUUCCCCACCCUGUUGGGCAAGAAGGACAUUCAAAAACAUGCUCAUGACCAUCACCAAAAUCAAAAUAGUGACGCCUCAGCAUCGUCGCCCCGAACGAACGUGUCACUUGCAUUACCUGCGGCUCGUAUAGUGGAGAUCCGUGUUCAGCAGCCCACGUCUAUCGCAAGUCCUAGGCCGUCUACAUCUGUUAGAGGUUGUUCUCGUGGAAACUCGCCUUCCAGGAAAGGCACGAGAAAUGAAGGGGAAGACGACGGGGAUAAUAACCCGCGUCACUCUGUCCAUCUUCAUAGCAUGCGCAUCUCGCACCAUUUACGCUCAGGCUCUCUUCUUUCCUGGGAUCAACUUGCCGAUGCGCCAGAUCUCCCAGUCCCGCCCCCUAUGUAUCGUGAACGUACUGUCUCAGACCAAAGCCGAGUCUCUGUACAAAAUCGACAACUUGCUCGCCAUCACCGACAGACAUCUAGCUCUGGCUUUGCAAGUACAAAGAUCCCGAGCAAGUGGGGCAAUGUUUUGCCGCAAGAUGUCGAUGCGCGUCCUGAUGUUGCGUCAUCCAUAUAUUCGAGUCGACCACAGAGCCCACCUGACAGCUUUGGUGGUUCGAUGGUAACUCUGUCGCAUACGGGCACUGAGAAUCAAGUUUUCAAUAUCUCAUCGUCUGAUCUACGCCGGCCUCGACGCUCUGCUUCCUUUCCUACAGACAACGAGGAAACGCCGAAGCCAGCUAAACGGCAUGGACUCUCUGGUCUGACAACGGUGAUCGGGCAUUCGAUUGAAUCCUCCCUACUUGCCGUACCCGUUCCUUUAGCACGCAAGAACAGUGUUGCUGACACUAAAACCUCUAAAUUUCGGGAAGAGUUCAGUCUAUCUCCGCCGAAGAAGAAGACAUCACAAUCGGUAUCCAUCAUAAAACUCUUGAAUCCAAAGCGCCUUAGUGGGCGGAGCCAGAGUGAGGCAAACCUACAUCCCGAAGCUUCAGUCGCCGCUAUGGAUGGUCCAUCUGAUAUACUAGCAAUCCCUGCCGAUCGUGAACGUGGCCAUUCUCGGUCAUUGACAAGCUUUCAGACUGAACAGAAUGCGAUGGGAAGGAACAAAGGUGCUAAUCAUGUGUGGGAUCGCGCUUUGCAAGCUCAUCAAGAAGAGAAAGCAUCACUCUUCCUUCCACAAAACAAAGACCUUGCCGUUCACGCAAGUCCUUUCCGCGAACGCAGUGGGAGCGUUUCUGUUAGAAGAGCUAGCAUUGAAGGUCUAGAUCCAACCAGUCGAGCUGACGACGGCUCCAGCACGCGGGUAUCGACACUUUGCCCAACUCUCCAAACAACUGGUGAAGAGCCAUCUGAGGGACUUUACACCUUAGCCUCUCGGCGCAGCGCUUUGUUAGGGCGCGAUGACGUUAGCGUUGGACAGGAGGUGGCCACCGCGUUUGAACGACAGGGCGACAGGACCGACAUUGUGGGGGCUUGGGGCCGAUACCCAUCGCACACGCGCCAUGACCGCACCGCUUCCGCAGGCAAGAACGACAACGUUCAACCUCGCGACUUUGCACUUGAGGCAGCAAUCAAGUUUGCCUCGGCAACAGAUGACGAAGAUUUGAUUGAUCCAACAGAACGAAGACCGUCCACUCCGCUGCUACCAGGCGAGAAGAAGAAGAAGAAGAAACAGAAGAAGAUUGGCAGUGGUCGCAUAGCAAAGAGCAACUCCAUGACCUUCGGCAGAACUCUCAUGAAGAACUAUGCCAAGAUGUUCAGAAGCCAGAGUACAGAAUUCCAGAGGCAUGGUCGAGGACAUCGAAGCUCCAUCGCGUCAGGUGGCGUCCUAGAGCACCCUGAGCUCGAGCUGCUGCCCCAUGUGUGGGCGGGCGAGGUUCACAAAGUUCAUGCAGACGUGCAGACUUUGAAACAUGAGGAACAGCCGCUGAACAAUGGUUUUUCAAUGAGAAUCACUCAAUCCAAGAGCAAAUUGCGGGCAGAUGACUCCAUGGCGACCCUCCGUCCGCGUCGCAACUCUUCAGCUCCCAAUCUCAACGAAGUGUCAUUCCGCGAUGGCGCUGCUGGAGUGGGGCAUGCAAGCGAUCGUGCACACGUCUGGUCGGCCUAUUAUGAGAACUGCGUCGAUGUUUACCCACGUUUGAGUAUGGAUACCAACCGAUUGCUUGAGGACUUUAGUCACCCAAAACGAUUCUCAUUCGACAGCAGGCGCGCAUCCAUACACUCACGAGCUAUGCCCAUUCGCAUACCAAAACACGAACGUAGGGAAAGUCAGAAGAGCAACACAAGUUGCGUAAAGAGUUUCGUUUACCAAGAUCAUAAUGACAGCGCUUCCGAGGAACGCAGCUUGGUCAGUGUUAGGCGGAGCACAAUGGAUCUGAUAUCCAAAUUCAAAGAGCAGGAAGCUACCGAACAUGAGAGGAUUCUAUCGUUCAGCAGGAUGGAUAGUGUGAGGGCGGAAGAGGGCGUCGCGGCUCCAUAA
This is a messenger RNA of Alternaria burnsii, 3414 nucleotides long. RefSeq lists its product as uncharacterized. The coding region runs from base 1 to 3414 and encodes 1137 amino acids. The transcript is spliced from 2 exons. The record is from RefSeq and is a predicted model, not a curated record. Lineage: Eukaryota; Fungi; Ascomycota; Dothideomycetes; Pleosporales; Pleosporaceae.